Messenger RNA from Aspergillus saccharolyticus JOP 1030-1, 1179 nucleotides. Its product is annotated as Zn(II)2Cys6 transcription factor domain-containing protein. Bases 1 to 1026 code for a protein of 341 amino acids. The transcript is spliced from 3 exons. Gene Ontology annotation, biological process: regulation of DNA-templated transcription. The record is from RefSeq and is a predicted model, not a curated record. Gene Ontology annotation, molecular function: zinc ion binding; DNA-binding transcription factor activity, RNA polymerase II-specific. NCBI's taxonomy places the organism in Eukaryota, Fungi, Ascomycota, Eurotiomycetes, Eurotiales, Aspergillaceae.
AUGUCUCAUCAACCUCGAUUGCGUCCCAAGUCUUACAUCCCUGGCUAUCCAGAUGCCAUGUACAAUCUUGUUGCGGUAACCUCCCUGUCGCAACUCGAGUCCCGCGCGGGACCGGCGGACGAGAAGCCUGACCAGCGCGUCUUUCGAGUCAAACGCAAGCAUGUGCUCAAGGCAUGCGAUCGUUGCAGAGUCAAGAAGACCAAGUGUGAUGGGAAACAACCAUGCAACCGUUGCUCUGCGUAUAACCAUCCAUGUCUCUUUCGGGAGAGGAAGGCUACGCAAACCAAAGUAUACUCACGCGGAUUUGUGGAGAUGCUCGAGUCUCACCAUUCUUUGGUGGUGAAAGCGCUUCAACGACUCUAUAAGCUUUCUGUCAACAAGGAAGGCUUCCCCGGGGAGCCGCUGCAGGACGCAACCGAUGGCUAUCCCCUGACACACGCUAUCUUGGACCGUUUAGGUCUCAUCAAGCAAGCAGAGGAAAAUGCCGACGAGCCUGAGGAAGAAUCGGAAGACCUUCAGUACUUGCGAUUCCUCUCCACCUCCACUGAUAGUUGCGCUACAACAGACCCAUCCCCCGAACCUGCCACCCCUCCUGAGCCUUUGCAUAGCGAAAGCAGUCCUGUGCUUUCUUCACCCAAGUGCAGCGAGCCGUGGAGAUGUGACGUGCAGCCAGUUGCAACUACUCACUCAGUACAUUAUCAAACCUAUCAACAACAUCCAGGGUAUUCUACCAUGACGGUGCCUCGUACAGACUUGGAUUCUGCGGGCUUUGCAUCCGAGAUGAAGUCUGCAAAUAUGGGACAGCCAAUGGCUGUUCACGAGCAGCCAUGCUACUAUUACAUUGAUACUGACUGUGGCGGAGAAACCACCAAGAGCCAUGGACUGCCGGUCGGCCUGGUGCCGCAGCAACCUGUAACUGGACCCGGGGUGCCCGUGACCCUGAUGAGUGACUAUGCCUUGCACAUCCCUGAACAGCACGCUAUCUAUCCACCACUUGCGGCCGGUUGGUCAUAUCACUGUGGAUAGCUAUAGCGGAUGAACAUAAAGCCUGACCCUUAAUUCCUAUCUUUCUUACGAGCAUACACUCUUCAUCUCAUGAUGUAACUACACAGCCGCGCGGGUGACAGUCAUUCUGCCAUCAUUGAUUCUUCUUUGCGUACACUUGCCAUUUGUUCCUAC